Chenopodium quinoa (quinoa) is the source of this 2776-nucleotide messenger RNA. RefSeq names its product pentatricopeptide repeat-containing protein At2g44880-like. Bases 490 to 2454 code for a protein of 654 amino acids. Gene Ontology annotation, biological process: RNA modification. The record is from RefSeq and is a predicted model, not a curated record. The transcript has a single exon. NCBI's taxonomy places the organism in Eukaryota, Viridiplantae, Streptophyta, Magnoliopsida, Caryophyllales, Amaranthaceae. Gene Ontology annotation, molecular function: RNA binding; protein binding.
UGGGACUACAUAAUACAUAUAGAGAUAACGAGCUACAUCAAUCCUUCUGCUUUUUAUAUGUAUGACCUUUGAAAGCUGUAAUUCUUAUAGUCUUGUUAAUUUUACACAAGCCUUGCCUUCUCUUAUCUACAACUCUAAAGCUCACCUCGUAAAUGUUUAGUACAGUAUAAGCUAUAUACUUGACAACUUUAAAUUAAUGAACUUCAUCCCACUAUGUCUUUGUAUGCUUUGCUGCACAAGUUUGCAAUUGAAAAAAAGGCGCCUAAAAUGUUUGAAUUCAACUGACACCAAAUGGAUAGUUGCUCGUAUGUUAGUAGCAAAAUAUUGAUUUAUACUUCGUGUUUUAUUAAAAAAAAAAAAAAAAAAAAAAAAGUUUCAUAUUGCAAUUCCAAUAAAACCAAUCAUCUCUAAUAAAUUCAAAUAAGUUCGAUUAGACCAUUAGAACAAGGGAGUAGCAAAAUCAGUCACAUUCCCGCCAAACCUAAAAAAAUGACCGUUAAGAAAAACCUCUUCAAACCCAUAACUUCCUUUACCUUCCUUUCUCCCCAAAAACGCCUCAAAUUUCAUCAAUUUCCCCCCAAACUCUCAUCCUCAAAACUCUGGUCCAAUCUCAAAUUUGGAUUUUCCCCAGAAAUCAAUUUUGAUGAUAGAGAACAAUACAAAUUAAAUCUAAACCACCCAAUUCUCCAGAAAGUAGAUUCAUGUUCCAAUCUUGCUCAAUUUCAUCAAACUCAAGCUCAGCUUAUCAUCUUAGGCCUCCUUAAUCACCCUCUCGCCGCAAGCCGGGCUGUGAAGAAGCUCUGUUUUCUUCCUUAUGGGUUAUACCAAGCUGUUUCGCUUCUGGAAAAGAUUGAUCAAGUUGAUGCUUUUAUGUGUAAUACCAUUAUUAGAGGUUUUUUGAAUCAGGGUUACCCAGAAAGUGGUCUUGCAUUUUAUUAUGAUUAUGUGAUUGGUGGGUGUGUUUUGCCAAAUCAUUUUACUUUUCCGCUGAUUAUUAGGGUUUGUGUUGAUGUUGGGGAGGGUGUAGAAGGAGAAAAGGCGCAUUGCCGGGUUUUGAAGUCUGGGUUUGGGUUGGAUUUGUUUGUUAGGAAUUCGUUGAUUAGAAUGUACUCGGUUUUUGGAAAGAUGUGGGAUGCAGAUAAGGUGUUUGAUGAAAGUUCUGAGUGUGAUAUUGUGACUUGGAAUACAAUGAUUGAUGGGUAUGUGAAGAAUGGGCAGGUGGGUCUUGCCCGCAAUCUGUUUGAUGAAAUGCCUGAGAGAGAUGUCUUUACUUGGAACUCAAUGCUUGCUGGGUAUGUUGGGGUGGGAGAUAUGGAGUCGGCAGUGGAGAUUUUUGGGGCAAUGCCUCACAGAGAUGUUGUUUCUUGGAAUUGUUUGAUUGACGGGUGCGCUAGAACGGGGGAUAUCUCGGCUGCUCGUGAAUGUUUCAAACGUAUGCCUGACCGUAAUGUGGUGACCUGGAAUUCCAUGUUGGCCCUUUGUGUGAGGUGUAAGGAGUAUGAUGAGUGUGUGACAUUGUUUGAUAGAAUGAUACAAGGAGAUGCUCAGCCUAAUGAGGCUACUCUUGUAAGUGUGCUAACAGCAUGUGGCUAUUUAUGUAAGCUGGAUUUGGGUAAGUGGGUCCAUCACUAUAUAGAAAGUAAUAGGAGGAUUAAACCUGAUAUUUUGCUUUCUACAGCUCUGUUGACUAUGUAUGCUAAGUGUGGGGAUAUGGACAUGGCUAAAGUUGUCUUUGAUGGUAUGCCAAAGAAGAGUGUCGUGUCGUGGAACUCGAUGAUUAUGGGCUAUGGCUCGCAUGGUCUUGUAGACAAAGCCCUUGAAAUGUUUCAAGAGCUGGAGAAUAGUAAGCAAAUACCUAAUGAUGCCACUUUUGUAUGUGUUUUAGCCGCCUGUGCCCAUUCAGGCAAGGUCUUGGAGGGCUGGUGGUAUUUUGAUAUCAUGAAUAGAGUUUACAAGAUUGAGCCGAAGGUUGAGCACUAUGGUUGCAUGGUUGAUCUUCUUGGGAGGGCUGGUCUGCUCAAAGACACAGAAGACCUCGUGAGGGAUAUGCAUGUGAAGGGAGGACCUGCUUUAUGGGGAGCCUUACUCUCAUCUUGUCAUACCCAUUCGAAUAUACAGCUUGGGGAGUUUGUUGGGAAGUGGCUGGUUGAGCAAGAACCUGAAGACAUUGGGGCUUAUCUGUUAUUAUCAAACAUAUAUGCUUCCCAAGGGCGAUGGGAAGAUGUCGAUACAGUGAGGAGACUUAUAAAGGAGAAAGGUUUGCACAAAGAAGCAGGGUACAGCAAGACCUAUUUUGGACUGGGCGAACUAGAUUACUCUAAAAAAGACGGAUCCCUUCAUAGAAGAACUAUGAUUCAUUCAAUGUUGAGACAAAUGAGUUCUCAAGUGAAGCUGUCUGGAAUUAGCACGGCAGACUUGUGUAAUACAGACUCUAAUGCUGAAACCAAAGAGUGAAGGGACCAUGAUGGUGUCAAGGCAUUGGCAAAGAACUCCUUGGAACAGGUACUUUUGUGGGGAAGCAGUCCUAAAGAAAAUUGAUAGUAGACUUGUUAUAUUCGUUCUUUGUGCAAACCUUUCUCCUGAUAAUGUUGGCUCACAUAGACAAUAGACUUGAAAUUGCAUAUGAUUCAGAUAUCGGAUUAUUAUAGACUUGUUUCUUCAAAAAUAUUUUGCUUUAAUAAUCAUGAUGCAAUUCACCCCACCUAUGUAAAAUAUGUAUUAGUGGAAGUAUUGUCAACUAUAUUGAAAUAAUAUAACAUAGCUUUCAACACUUUUA